GCGCUCAAUCUGUUCUCAAUCGCGUCAUUUCUACAGUGGUCGAUAAUACGCGCAUCGCUGUACCUUGACUGAGGACUGUCAAUGCCGACAGCCACUCAGAUUUUGUGAAAUAGCAUAUAUGUUGAAAAAUUUGAAUGCCAAAAAUGAAAACUUUUUCCUUCAAGAUGCACUUUCUCGUCGGGGUCUCGCAGAUUUUGGCCACUCUUAUGUUCCACUUGCCACCUGCUCAGACUUCUCACUCCCCAGUGGAAAUGCACUCUAGAGUGAUACUGUUCCGGGAGGUUUUGGGGCGGAGUUUGUGUCGUUCGAUGGAGCGAUUGGUGGAGGUGGAGCAGGAGUAUCCUGGAGAGGUGGAAUAUAUUUUUAGCCCUGCCUGCGUGCCCCUGUGGCGAUGCGCUGGUUGCUGUGGAGACGAGAACCUGGAGUGCCACCCCACCCUCUCACGUAACGUCACCAUGCAGUUGAUGAGGAUAACUCCGACUGAGAGGACAGGGCAGUAUGUGGAGCUGACGUUUGUGGAGCAUCAGACCUGUGAGUGCAGACUCCGGAAGAUGCAUUUGAAUGAGAGCAGACCCAGAGUCAGGAUCCAUCCCAGGAGGAGGAAGCACAAGAAGAGAUCCAAAGACUGUGGCAAGUGUCAGCACCCACACAGCUAGUUGGAUACUUGGAUCCCCUUCUUUCCAGUCCUGUCCAAUCACCAUUCAGCUAUGGAAUGAAGAAUGCAUAGGGGAAACCAGACACCUACUUAUUUACCCCCCAGAUACAUAAAUGCCUCAACUCGUUGUCCAUGAAAAUACACUAACCCCAAACUGCAAUUUAUACCAGAGUAAUAACAACGUUAGUUUUCUGAUACUGGAUACCCAAAUCAGCCUUGCGAGUACUUUGACGUGGAUGAUAUUCCACUGUAAUAGCAGAUACAGUAGCGCCACCUCAUGGACACAGAGGAGAUGGCCAGAGGGAUGGCAGGACAGGAGAUAAGCAGUUGCCAAGGGAUUAAGCCACACCUUACCUGCAGUGUUCUUGAAAAGCAGUGGGCCAAUAAAUGGAUUUAGCUUCAAUCUGGUAUGUUACAACAAAGAAGAAGACUGAAACAGAUGCAGAAUGGGUGUGGACUGAACAAAGGAGAGAACAGACACCUUCACAGUACACCUCUCCCUAUGAUUAUCAUAUUAUGGUCAGAACUUUGUUUUUUUCUGAACUGAAGAGUGCAUGAUCAAAGGGAGGGAUGGACCUAUGGGAGGUUAUAUAAAGACCUAUGUUUAUAUCUGUGAUAACAACAGGACCGGAGAGUCCCUAAAAGAGGAUAUCAUCUGCUGUACACACAUUUACAUUCUUCAAGCGUGUUAAUAUGUAGGCUUAUGCUCUAGGCUGGUUACAGUGACAGUGUUGUAUUUGGAAAUAUGAAAGAACUGCUUAGGGCUCUAACUUUCAUCAGACAGAAAAGAAUAACAAAUCCAUAUGGAUUCCACUGUAUAAUAUAUGAAAAUGAA
Messenger RNA from Coregonus clupeaformis (lake whitefish), 1490 nucleotides. Its product is annotated as snake venom vascular endothelial growth factor toxin ICPP-like. The record is from RefSeq and is a predicted model, not a curated record. Gene Ontology annotation, cellular component: membrane. Lineage: Eukaryota; Metazoa; Chordata; Actinopteri; Salmoniformes; Salmonidae. The transcript is spliced from 7 exons. Gene Ontology annotation, biological process: positive regulation of angiogenesis; induction of positive chemotaxis; vascular endothelial growth factor signaling pathway. Gene Ontology annotation, molecular function: chemoattractant activity; vascular endothelial growth factor receptor binding; growth factor activity. The coding region runs from base 135 to 656 and encodes 173 amino acids.